GACCUUUGUUUUCUCUUCUAACGGUCCUCUUCUGUUUCGAUUUCCUUGCUUUAUUUUUUCUCAUAGUGCACGUGGUGAACCAAAGAUGCAGGCAGGCAUAAUUUAUACUUUUAAUCAUCUCUGCAACUUCAACAUCCGCGCCAUUAUGGCGCUUGAUUUGAUUUAGGCCUCCUCUUCAUGGUGGGCUUACAGUUAGAACAUGACUUCCUCCAUGGUCAGUGACUGAACAUCAGGUGGUCCUGCUCUGUUAGAAGUACAGGUGUACAUGUCAGUUAGAACCCUGACAUGGCCAUACCCACAGUUCCUAACUUCCAACCUUGGGGAGCACUGCCAAUAUCACAGGUGCACUGUCAGGUGUAUGGCACCAAGCGUAAGGCUACUUUCACCGAGUGUGGGACCACUAGUGAACAGAUCACAACUGUAAAAAAACACUGUCUGCACCCAUCCACCCAUUUGCUGCACCCAGUAGGCCAUUCCCAGCCAUCACCAUGGCAACGGGAUGAGGCAUCGGCAGCUUCCAGCCAACCAGACUGCCUUUCAGCAAACUCCUCCCAGGAACUUUUUCAGACAGCAUUUCCACAGCCUGCUGCAGUACAACCUGAAGGGGCAGAUAUUGUGCAAUCGCCAAAUGCAUUGCCACCAACUCAGAAUUUUCACAAUUCUGAUAUGCAUUCCCAAACUCCGUGUGACAUGGACACUGCCAUGACAACCAGCGGUAUGAGUGCUAACAGCCAAUCAGAAACAAGCUACACAGAUACCUGGAAACAGCAGACGAGUAGCCAAUGUUUGUGUGAGCAACCCAACCAAAACAGGUUAAACAUGCUGGAGCAGGAAGUGGAAUUUGAAAGCAACGAUUAUUGGGAUGUCCCCUACGACCACCACCUUCUAAAAAUGGCCAAUGAGAUAGAGCAAGCACGUAUUGCCAUGGAAACAGAAGAAGCUCCAUGCUGCCACCAGCCUGGUCUACCGACAACGGAGCCCACAUUGAUACCAGCCUCAGUUCCGUUGGAGAUUCACAGUACAGGGAGCCACGUCAGGUGCUACUGUAAGCCUUGUUGGGAGGGACUUCUGGAGCCAGUCAGCUAUAUAUGAUGUUUUUUUUAAUGUAGGUUUAGUCAUUAUGAGUAUGUAGUGUGAGAUCCCACGUGAGUGGUUAUUGGAGAGGAACGGAUGUGACUAUCAUCUGAUUGCCAAAAUGGGCAUCUGCCCCAAUUAACAUUCCAAGCCAGAAAUACAGGGAGAAAUAAGUACCAGUCAAGUCUGCUUUGUUAAAGUCUGAUACAAAUGUAGUAGAACUGCAGUUUGCCCAAGAACCCAUUCAGAUUUGGACAUUAUUAGAAAAAGAUAAAAUCUGGCCAGAAAAUUCCAAGUCUGUGUAUAUUCCAAUGAAAAUCAAAGAGACAAAAAUCCUCUUAGAUAUUCCCUUUAUCAGAGCAAUGAAAGAAGCGCCCUGUUGGCAUUGAAGUCAGUAAAGGCAGUGUCCCAUUUUUCCUGGCUAUGGGUUGAGAUUACACACGACUAUGGAUAAUGGCUGCCACCACUCCUAGACUCCUGUGUACUUUUAAAUCACAGCCAAGUAAUUCAGGCACUGCUUUUUAUUCCAUGGAGGACACAGUGGAAGAAACAUGAACAGAGUGAGCGUUUAAACAUUAUCCUGGCUGUUUUACUGAGAUGACAUCGCCACUGUGUUUAGUCUGAACAUCAUCGUUAGAUUUACCAUAACUUUUAACCCAAAUUAAAAUUUUUUAAUUAACAGUGAUGUUGCCGUCAUUUUUUCCAUCCUCCGUGCAUUUGAUUGUUUUUGCCAGGAGCCGUUUAAAUCCUCCAUAAUCCUGGCACAUACUUUCUGUCUUAACUUUCCACUUACAUCAAGCCCUGCUGUAUGUAACAUUGACGCUGGGCUCUAGCUUCCUGCAACACACAAAGAAUCCUUGAAAACAUCCCAGUGGCUUUUGAAGGAGCUGACAGUGGGGGAGUGUAUAUCCAAAAAUAUACAGCUCCCCUAAACACAACUAUUUCAUGAAUCAUGGGUCUUUCCGGGAAGAACUGCAUGUUUGAAUUAUCUGAAAUAAGUAUUAAGCUAAAUAUACUUGAAGCAUCUUGAAUAGAGCCUGAAAGUAAAAGGUCACACAGCGAGCUCCCGGAACCCUUGCGUGAUCUGCCUAUGGGGAUUUUACAUGGGGCUGUCCUAUCAUGUGCGAUAACUUUGGGAAUAAUGAUUCCCAAGUCAAACAAACCCAUGAAACACUCAUGUUGGAAUUUUACCCUUGUUUUUCUCAAGUAAUAUUGAGGAAAAGUCACCUGGAUAUGGGUAAAAAACGAAUUUCCUUAACGACCUUUCACUUCUGGUGAUAUCGUACUUAAGUCUACUUGUUCAUGUGCAUUUGUUUUCGCUGCCCGUGCUUACGUGAAAACAAGAUUGUAAAACGUUGCAAAGAUUUACAUACC
Molecule: messenger RNA, 2448 nt
Organism: Acanthaster planci (crown-of-thorns starfish)
Lineage: Eukaryota; Metazoa; Echinodermata; Asteroidea; Valvatida; Acanthasteridae
Source: RefSeq, a predicted model, not a curated record